Astrephomene gubernaculifera is the source of this 1355-nucleotide messenger RNA. The record is from the annotation of a GenBank genome assembly. Lineage: Eukaryota; Viridiplantae; Chlorophyta; Chlorophyceae; Chlamydomonadales; Astrephomenaceae.
UGACGAAUACACUACGUUGUUCUGAAACAUACACGUUGCCUACAAACGCUGCAAAAUGGACGCCGCCGGGCCUGCGCCCACACCAAUUCGCGUUGGAGUGCUAGCGCUCCAAGGAUCGUUUCGUGAACAUAUGUAUCUUUUACAAAAGGUCCCUGGCGUGGAGGUGGUCGAGGUUCGCACCAAGGAGGAGCUAGAAAGCGUGGCUGGUCUCAUCAUUCCCGGCGGCGAGAGCACGACUAUGGCGCUUGUGGCUGAGCGAUGGGGCCUAAUUCCGGAGCUGCAGUCCUUUGCGAAGGCUGGAAAACCCGUUUGGGGCACAUGCGCUGGCAUGAUUUUUCUGGCAGAAGCUGCCGAAGGUCAGAAGAAGGGCGGGCAAUCUCUGUUGGGCGGUCUGGACAUCACUGUCUCGCGGAACUUCUUCGGCGCACAGAUUAACAGCUUCGAGACGCGGCUGCCGGCACCAGAGUGCAUUAGGUCCUUCGGCUCGACCGACGACUUCCGUGCCGUCUUCAUCCGCGCCCCCGCCGUCCUGAGCGCGGGUCCCGACGUGGAGGUGCUUGCGGAAUACACCUUGACGCCGGAGGAGGUGGCGGCGCAUGGGCGCGACAAAGUGAUUGUGGGUGUGCGCAAGGGCGUGCUCAUGGCCACCGCCUUCCAUCCGGAGCUGACCACCGACAUCCGCUGGCACCAGGCAUUCGUGGACAUGGUCCGCAAGCACUCCCAACAGCCCGACAAGGUGCCGCCGCCGCUGUUCCAGAACCUGGGCCGUCUGCCCAACCGGCCGCCAGAUCUGCCUGUGUACGGCAAGGAAUUCAUGCGCCCGGAGCAGCCGUAGAGCCGUGGGGAAUGUCGUGGUGGGGGCUAACAGGGGGGCUUCCAUGCUGCUUCAAGUGUUACACGCCCUGGGGCCGGUGUGUGCUGUCGCUAGGGCUUAGGGGUGCGAAACUUAUGAGCUACUGAACUCAACCGAGAGUGGUGUAAGGGCGUGGGGGCGUGGUGGAUGUUUAGGCAGCGUUGGGUGAACUGCUGGGGCUUGACUGAACGAGAGUGGCAGGCAGUUUUGAGCGGCAGUGUGACAGCUGGAGUUUUUAUGGCGCUUCGAUGGCUUUCAACUGCCUGACUGUGUGAAAGUGGGAGACAUGAGAGGCGUGCGGAGCCCCUGAAAGCGGGCAGUGCCUACAACGCUAUUAUGCAUGUGACGCCAAGAGCGCUCGCGCCAGAUACGGUAGAUGGGUAUGUCUGUGGUCGUGUGGCGUGCUUUCCUGGUUACGCCCAGCAGGCUCGCUAGGUGCUCCUGCCGGGUUUCAGGGCUGCUGUGGUGCCCAGGCACCUGCACAUGCGGGCAGAUCGUGCGG